This is a messenger RNA of Talaromyces amestolkiae, 858 nucleotides long. RefSeq lists its product as uncharacterized. Gene Ontology annotation, cellular component: membrane. The coding region runs from base 1 to 858 and encodes 285 amino acids. The transcript is spliced from 6 exons. The record is from RefSeq and is a predicted model, not a curated record. NCBI's taxonomy places the organism in Eukaryota, Fungi, Ascomycota, Eurotiomycetes, Eurotiales, Trichocomaceae.
AUGUCUACAACUCGAGCUGCAAUCGCGUUCCUAGUCUUCUUCCUCCUGACUUUCGUGGCACAUGUGGCUCAAGGAAUCUAUUAUCGGAAAGUCUACACAUGGGUGAUCUCAAUGUCAGCCCUAUGGCAGUCAAUCACCUACAUACUCCGCAUAAUCAGCAUCAAGAACCCGACUAGUCUGGGCGACUACGCCGGCUGGUUCGUUCUCAUAUUGAUAUCGCCGUUAUGGACAAACGCGUUUGUGUACAUGGUCUUUGGCCGGAUGGUCUGGAACUAUAUUCCUGACGCUACUCUGUGGCGUGUUCCCGCGUGGAGGUUUGGGUAUUACUUUGUAAUUCUGGAUAUAAUCGCGUUCAUCGUCCAAGUCUACGGCGCCGCUUCAGCCGAAAGCAAUAGUAACACCAUCGCCCAAACCCUGCAAGGAAUUCACGUCUACAUGGGCGGCGUCGCAAUCCAGCAAUUCUUCAUCUUCUGCUUCUGCGCGUUCGCGUACAAGUUCUGGCGUAGGUUGCUUGCACAGAAGACGACCGUCGUCGACGAGAACCCUGCCUCCGCGGACUUGAGUCUCAAGUCGGGAUUUACGCUCCUCUAUGCCAUGAUAGCUGUGUUGAUGCUGAUUUCAUUGCGAAUCUUCUUCCGUCUCGCCGAAUACUCAAAAGGUCUGCAAUCCACGAUCCCUAACCAUGAGGCCUUUCAGUAUUGUCUUGACUCGUUGCCGAUGUUGCUGGCAUUGAUUAUACUGAGUGUCGUUCAUCCCGGUGCUAUUAUGAGAGGACCUUCGUGCGAGAUUCCGGGGAGAAAAAAGAGGAGAGCGGAGGGAAUGAGGAAUAAAGGGGAUGUUGCUCGGAUACCCUUGUAG